AGGCGGGACGGGGGGGCUGAUUCUGGAAGCCAUUACGCCAGCGUCGCAGGGCGGAGGCCGUUGAGCGGGGCCCGCCGGGUGCUCGCGGUACGCAAAUUGCGUACCGUUGGCGGUUGCUAAGGGCCGGGGUUGGGGGAGGGGGGGGGAGGGGGGCACGCGGCCGCCACCGGGCCCUGAGGGGCCCCGGGCCCCCCCCGUCCUCCCCGCCGCGGGGCCCGGCGGGCCGGGGGGGCCCCAACCCCUCGGGGACCCCCUGAGGCGCCCCCCCCCGGAGCUCCCCCGAGGGCCAUGGCGUCGCCGCCGGCCCCCCCGGCCAAGAAGCGCAAGAUGAACUUCUCGGAGCGCGAGGUGGAGAUCAUCGUGGAGGAGCUGGAGCGCGGCAAGCACCUGCUGGUGAACCACUUCAACGCCGGCGUGCCGCUGGCCGCCAAGGCCGCCGCCUGGCACGACAUCCUGCGCCGCGUCAACGCCGUGGCCACCUGCCGCCGCGAGCUGCCCGAGGUCAAGAAGAAGUGGUCGGACCUCAAGACCGAGGUGCGCCGCAAGGUGGCCCAGGUGCGGGCCGCCAUGGAGGGCGGAGGCGAGAGCCAGGGCAACGGCGGCGGCGGCGGCACGGAGGGCGAGGACGCGGCGGGAGCGGCGGCCGCGCCCGUCAUCCUCACGCCCAUGCAGCAGCGCAUCUGCAACCUGCUGGGAGAGGCCACCAUCAUCAGCCUGCCCGGCGGGGAGUGCGGCGCGGGUGACGGGAGCGAGAUCCCCAUCACCGCCGCGGCCGCCACCGUCACGCUGACGCAGAGUGAGUGCCGAGCCCGCCAGAGGUGCGGUUGGAGGUCUCGUGGGGAGCCCUGUGUGGGGAGCCCCCCGGCCAAAAGGAGCCUCUGUAACAAAACGACCGUUCCCAACGUGUCCUUGUGCUGUCGGAGAGCGGCUCCAAGAUACUCGUGUACUGAAAGUCAGCCUCGACAGCUGGGGUCGGCCUCAAGACCAGGAAUUGUGUGGUCCCCUUCUCUCAGAACAAAAGCAAAGGGAGAGAGAUCUCCAAGGCCGAUUCCCUGGUCAGCCCCAAAGAGGAGCUGUCUGGCUGAUAAGUGCCUAAGUGCCGUUCUGGGCCUUUUCUUCGCCCUUCUGUCAGUUGUUCCUGCAGAGACGACCUACCACAGCCUGGAGGAUGGGGUCGUGGAGUACUGCACGACAGAAGCCCCCACGACGGUUACGGCGGAGGCGCCCUUGGAGAUGAUGGCGCAUCAGCACGAAGUAUCCGCGAAACCCCAGGAGCUGAAAAGCCGAAUCGCUCUGAACUCAGCCAAGCUCCUGCAGGAGCAGCGAGUGACCAACUUACACGUGAAGGAGAUUGCCCAGCACCUGGAGCAGCAGAAUGACUUGCUGCAGAUGAUCCGUCGCUCCCAGGAGGUGCAGGCGUGCGCGCAGGAGCGACAGGCGCAAGCCAUGGAAGGAACGCAGGCCGCGCUCAGCGCCCUCAUCCAGGUCCUCCGCCCCAUGAUUAAGGACUUCCGUCGAUUUUUGCAGAGCAAUACGCCCAGCCCUUCGGUGACCGCUGACCCCAGCCAGCCUGGGCAGCAAGAUGGCAUUAUCCAGUGAAAGAAACAGUGAUGGGACUCCUUUCUUGGAAAAAAAAAAAAAACAAAACUGCCUCUGCUGCCACUGGGCCCGGAGCGAGGGGGUGCCAGCUCUUGUCAAUGUGAAACGGCUCGCCUCGGAGGCUGGCCGAGCCCAGACAGCUUUCUUUCUUCUCCGCUAAUCUUAUGCUAAGCUGCCUUUUCAGACUCAUCGUGCGGAGGGGUAGCCGGAUGUGUAAUAAAGCAGGAAUGUAACAUUGGUUGCUUUAGUUCCCCAGAACAAUAGAUUUGUUUAAAAAACAAA
Messenger RNA from Cygnus olor (mute swan), 1881 nucleotides. RefSeq names its product nuclear apoptosis inducing factor 1 (gene NAIF1). Gene Ontology annotation, cellular component: nucleus. The record is from RefSeq and is a predicted model, not a curated record. The transcript has 2 exons. Lineage: Eukaryota; Metazoa; Chordata; Aves; Anseriformes; Anatidae. Bases 289 to 1599 code for a protein of 436 amino acids.